Molecule: messenger RNA, 138 nt
Organism: Racocetra persica
Lineage: Eukaryota; Fungi; Glomeromycota; Glomeromycetes; Diversisporales; Gigasporaceae
Source: the annotation of a GenBank genome assembly
AAGGCAAUUGCAAGUUUUAUUUUGAACAAGCAAUUAAUUUGAGUAAAUUAAUUGAUGAAAUUCCGUUAGAAAUUGAACAAGAUCAACAUGAACAAUACCUUGCAAACAAAAUUGUUAAGCUUGUUGAGCAGGGAGAUG